Molecule: messenger RNA, 836 nt
Organism: Frieseomelitta varia
Lineage: Eukaryota; Metazoa; Arthropoda; Insecta; Hymenoptera; Apidae
Exons: 1
Coding region: 649-831 (60 amino acids)
Source: RefSeq, a predicted model, not a curated record
AAGCCGCGGCACGCCGCGCCGCGACGAACUCACUCGCGCACCGCAUCGCACGCCACACACAACACAUCAACUAAUAACGUGCAAGCUUCGAUUUGCAGUUACCGCGAGGGGCCACGCGGUCGCCAUAGGAAAAGCAACAGCCACUUUUAUCGGUUUCGCGGUAGUCGUGUCGUUGCGCGCGCGAGGGGGGAAAGUGUGCCGUUCGGGGAAACUGGAGAAAAACCGGAAUUCCCGAGGGGGAAGGGAUUGUUACUCGCGCGAGCGUGGACAGAACUGACUCCAAAACAAACUCGCGAGUUUUCCCGCCCGGUGUCUCGUGGUCAAUCACGGCAGAGACAGAGACAGAGACAGAGACAGAGACAGAGAGAGUGAGAGAAUGAAAGAAGCAGCAACGUUCUCGACGUUUUCGCGCGGUUCGAUUUGAACGUGGGUCCGCGGUGGAAAAAAAAUUCCUGUUAUGCCAUCCACAGGCUUGCUCGCACGUGACGUCGUUGGUAGGACUAUUGCGGAACGAGAUUUUCGUUGAUGAGAUCGUGCAGCUUGUACGUCGAGUUUACGAUCGUAGAGGAAAGAGAAAGGAAAAGAAACAGGGGGGAAGAAAUUGAAGAAGAGAGUGUAACGAAUCGCGGCGGACCGUCGUGACGAGAAAUGACCGUGCAAGAGUUCAAGCCUCGUGGCGGUGCUGCCGAGGAACAACAGCCGUCCGGUGACAUUCUUUCACCGUCUAGCGAGCCGUUGGACAACGACAAGGAGCAAUCGGCCCAGGUCUGUUAUCGUGGUGCGCCCCAGGAUAGCGAGAAUCUAUUGGGACGUGUUUUAGCCGGUGAGUAACUGAG